GAGUUUCGUCUGCCCUGUGUUAGCAAUAUCGGCGCUGUCAUAUUUUCUUGUUUAAAUGGACAGUUUGACAUUUCUUGGAAAAAAUGAAUGGUAACUAGGACAGAAGUACAGGGCGGAAUUACCAUAUUUGGGGAGUCUAUUGCUUGCGUUAGUAGCACAGAACACAGAAUGGGGGUUCUUUUGGACAUUCCAGUAGACCAGCAUUGUCAUCAAGUCUCAGGUCCUCGGAGUUCCCAAACCUGCAUGAAUUUCUUUCUUCUGCUGAACACAAAGGGAAGAAGGAAAGUCAUAAAGGUUUGGAACAUAAUGAGGAAGCUGGAUUCUGAAGUGGGACACCGUAUCAUUAAAUUCCAGGACAUGGCAGGAACUUAUUGGGACUCCAUUAUUUGCAUCGACAAGAGAUGGAAAGCAGUGAGAUGGGGGGCCAGCGACAGCAUGGGGUUCUCGUGCCCAGCAUGGCGGGACCCGAAAGAGGCGGAAUUAGCAGAAAUAAAUUAUUCCAAGGCCAGUGAAGUUAUCCAAAGUGUAAUCGAGCUAUGGAGGCUGGGGAAGCCGAGGGGGCCAUGCAGAAGCGCUCCAUCAAACGACUGUGGCAGGUGCUUCACCGCGGCAGGUCACACUUCUGCACCUCGUGCCCUACUCCGGUGUGCCACUUCAGCAGUGAGGUCAUUCGGAUGGGUCGCCGGAGUCAGAGGCUCCAAAGGCUCCAAACAGCAGAAGCUCUUCUGCCUGCCAUUCUCGGGCUAA
Molecule: messenger RNA, 747 nt
Organism: Onychostoma macrolepis
Lineage: Eukaryota; Metazoa; Chordata; Actinopteri; Cypriniformes; Cyprinidae
Exons: 7
Coding region: 88-747 (219 amino acids)
Source: RefSeq, a predicted model, not a curated record